CGGCCGUGCAGCUCCGGCGCGCGGAUGGCGGAGGAGAGCCGUCGCCAGACGCCGCCCACUUCCAUUGUUGCACCGCUAUUUAUCCCAAGAGUUGCAUAUAUGAAUGCUACUCAAGUAUUUUGAAGUUAAUAUCGCUGAAAAUCACUCAUAGAAUUCAAUGCUGUUAUUUGCACUGUGAAAGAAUGAGGACUACAAACACAGGAACUAAAAUAGUAGAGAAUUGUAUAGGGCUGCAAGGAUCAGUGCAGAUUAAAAUGGCUACUGGAUCAUUAAGUAAGUAAGGAAAAAGCAUAUCCAGAGCUUCUCAUUUCUAAUCCAAUAAUUUUAUGUUCCUCUACUUCCCAUUUAAUAUUCUUAAGUUUUGAAAAUAAAGCUAAGACAAAAUGUCUUCCAAGAUUUUUGG
Gryllus bimaculatus (two-spotted cricket) is the source of this 403-nucleotide messenger RNA. Lineage: Eukaryota; Metazoa; Arthropoda; Insecta; Orthoptera; Gryllidae. The record is from the annotation of a GenBank genome assembly.